AUGGCGCCGCGAAAGCGCAGAAAACAUCAGCAAGGUAUAGUCUCUCCCGAGAGCUCCCCCGGAGACUAUCCGCCGAAGAGAAUCAAAUUGAGAACCCAUCGCGACCUCGAGGCUUGGGAGUCUUGGGAAUAUCCCCCAGAGUUUUGGGACGGAUUGUCAAAGAUUGAGCCGACGCAUCGAGCUUUGAAAGAGUUUGAUCGCCGCACGAGGAUUCCGCGCCUUCGCUCCUGUACAGCUGCCUCGAACCGACCCGACGAGCACGCCGCAUCCACGACCACUAGCUACCAGGACCUUUCACGAUUCGCGAGACACGGCGGACCAGACUUGUCUGACCUGCGAGGAGUGGGUAUACCUAUAUGCACAGUCCAUCCAAUUCUGACGAUGACUUCAGACCUCCCUCCCACGACACUCUAUUCUUCGCCCGUCGUCAUGAGUUCCGCAAAAUCCUCCAGUUGCGGCAGCAGCAGAUCCGCAGACCCAACUUCUACCCGACCCACAUCGGUUACGGCGAAAUCCAAGAAGUCUACGCCCUACAGUCGCGACUUUGAUCAGCAUCUGACAGAUCAUGAUGUAUACCCUUUGUACUCGUCGGAGGAGCCAGAUUUAGACAACAUCAUCUCCGAUGGGAUCACUGCGCCAGCUAAGCCAGACACCUACUAUGGAGCAUAUCCCGAGGAUUUGUCCCGGCCUGUUCGCAAUGAGCUUGGCCAUCAUGUAAUCCCACCGUCAAUGCACGACAAGCUCAUGGCCCCGAAUGUCUUCUUCGAAGUAAAAGAACCGGAUGGCAGCGCGGCUGUCGCAACACGACAAGCUCGCUACGAUGGUGCAUUUGGGUCUCGCGCUAUGCACAGCCUGCAAAACUACAGAGAACAACCAGACUACGAUGGACGGGCCUAUACCCUCAGUUCGACGUACCAUGAUGGCACCCUCAAGAUGAACGCGAGCGAUCUAGCGAAGCAGCACCGCGACAACUUUAUCAAGGCUGCAACCGUCGCAGCUUCGAAGGAAGCCUUCACAGCAACGCAAAACGACCUCAUACCCCCAGUUCACUAUGAUAUUGGUGAAAGUUCAGACGACUUUGUGGAUUGCGCCAACUCCCCUUCGUUGCAAGGUCAUAGCGAUUCAUCUACUAUGGUUUCAGACAAGAACAAUUGUAGCCAGCCAUCUGCGCUGCCUCGCCUCGUCGACGCGGCAAGCGAUCCAGCGUCAGACGUCGCAUCAAUCAUCAGUGCCAAGGACAUAAAACGGCCGAGGCAGUUGCCAAGCCCUGCUCCAAAAUCCAUCUCCCAAAGUCAUCCAUCCAAGAGUCGACACCCACCUGGGACUGCCAGACGAAGACGUGACCUAAUGGUUGCGAAUCUAUCCCCUGCGGAUCUCGUCAAGCAAUCGCAGCCGGGCGUUUCUACUUUCGUUGGCAAGGUGCUGAUCAGCAUACCGCCUGGACAAAGGACUUAG
Molecule: messenger RNA, 1455 nt
Organism: Colletotrichum costaricense
Lineage: Eukaryota; Fungi; Ascomycota; Sordariomycetes; Glomerellales; Glomerellaceae
Exons: 4
Coding region: 1-1455 (484 amino acids)
Source: RefSeq, a predicted model, not a curated record